Plasmodium vinckei vinckei is the source of this 5829-nucleotide messenger RNA. RefSeq names its product conserved Plasmodium protein, unknown function. The record is from RefSeq and is a predicted model, not a curated record. The coding region runs from base 1 to 5829 and encodes 1942 amino acids. The transcript has a single exon. Lineage: Eukaryota; Apicomplexa; Aconoidasida; Haemosporida; Plasmodiidae.
AUGAAUUACAGAAACGAUAGUAAUGGAGUAUUAAACAAUAAUGAAAACAGUAAAAAACCCAACAUUUUUUUGAACAAUUAUGAAAAUAUAAACACGUCAAAGAAAACCUCUGCUGAAGAAAUAGCAGAAAAAUAUUUAAGAAGCAAAUUAAGUUUAGACUAUAAGGAGAUAAAUAAAGUGGAUUAUAAUUUAAAUAGUAAAAAUGAAUAUUACGACAAUAACAAAAAUAUAGAUAAUACGUUAGAUUAUACAGGGGUUAGUAACGGAAAUAGUUAUAUCUCACGUAAUGAUAAAUUAAAUUAUUUUAAAAGUACAAGUAAUAAUUAUUCAGGUUAUGAAGAAAAGGGAAGAUCAUACUAUGAUACCAUAAAUAAGACAUCACUUUAUUCUGAUAUAGUUAAUAAUGCUAUGAAUGUAAAUUAUUCUAAUUGUAAAAAUGAUGAAAAUAAACUUCCAUAUACCAAUUUAGCACAAAAAACAAAUAAUACAAUUAAUAUAGUAGAUCGAUCUAAUUCUAGAAAUUUAACUGAAUUUACUCGCUUAAACUCACUGAAGGAAGAACAAACAAAUAACUAUUAUGCAAAAACAGAUUUUAUAAAAUACGAAAAAGAUGGACUUAAAAAUUUACAAAUGAAAAACAAAGAUAGUAGUAGAACUGCUGAUCUUCUAAUAAGCAGAUACGAUACUGCAAAAAGCGUUAUCAAUGAUAAUAUUGUUGUAAAUGACAAUUUGGGAAAAUAUAAAUAUGGAAUAGUUAAGCCAUAUACAGAAAUUGAGAUGGAAAAAAACAAUGUUGUAAAUAAUAUAAAAACUGGAACCUCUUUAUUAAAUAAAAGAGAUAGUACAUAUAAUAAUAAUAAUAGUAACUUAGUUCAGGAUAACAAAUAUUAUUAUAACAAUAGGGAUAGUAAAUAUUAUAUGGAAAACUAUCACUCUAAAAGUAAUAGUGGAAAUAAUAAUAGUAAUAAACGAAAUUUAAUGCAGAGAAAUAAAGAUUAUGUUCACUAUCUAAGUAAACGAAAUAGUAUAUUAAAAAAUGAUUUAUCAGUUAAAAAAGACUUGAAAAAAAAAUCAAGUGUUUCAAUAAAUCUAAAACAACCACAAGUAAAAAACAAAUUAAAUAUAAAUAAAUACAAGCAUAACACUUUUUUUAAUUCAUUUUAUAAAAGUGCAAAAAAUAAAUACAACGAACUUGAAUUAAUGAAUAGUGUUAAUAUAUUUAACAUUGGAAAUGGUAUAAAUCGUAAAAAUGACAAUAAUGAUAGUCUCAAAAAUGUAAGCGUAAAAAAUGAUAAUAGCUAUUUGAGAACUUUUGAAAAGGAUGUUUAUAAAAUAAAUAACAGUAAUGAUUCUAAUUUUAAUUUUUUAAAAGAAAAGUUAGGAUAUACAGAUAAUACAAACAGUAUAGACUAUAUGAAUAAUAGCGAAAUUGAUAUAAGCUUCUUAAAGUCAACUUAUUCUGAUUCAAGCAAAAUUAUAGAUUCUCCUUUAAAUUAUGAAAAUGAAGCUUUUAUCACUGUAAAAAAACAUGAUAUGAAUGAUGAAUUGUUAAUAAAAAAUGCAAACAAUUCUAUUCGAUAUACACAUAAGGGUAAUACUGGACCUUAUACUAGUAGUCAAAUAAAUAAUCAACAAAAGUUAGACAAUAUAAUCUAUAAUGACAAAAGUAUAUCUGCAUGUGGGGCCCCUAAUGUUGCCAACAUUUCUGCUAAUGAAAAGUUUGACAAUAAUCAUUUAAAAAAGUAUUCAAUCGGAAAUACCUUUAAACCAAACAAUAUAGACGAUGGUAUAAUAUAUAAUGAUAUGUCAUCAAAAAAAGAAAUGCAUUUUACACCUGACCAAGCAAUAAAUUAUUUUACAGAAAAUUCUAUUCAUAACAAAAAUAAUAUAUAUGGAGAAAAAGAUAAAUUAAAAAAUAUGAACGAUUUAUAUAAAAAAGGAAUGCCAAAUGAGUUCGGAAUAAAUGCACCCCCAAAUUGUUCCGAAAAUAAAUUAAACAUAAUAAAUAUAAAUAAAAAAUACGGUGAUAAUUUAGUUUUGUCUGGAAAUGUAAAACAUGACAUAAACAACAAUUACGCUGAUCCAUCAAUCAAGUAUGCUAAUAAUAAUAACCAUUUAAAUGGCGAUUACAAUGUAGGCAAAUCGAAUGUGAAUAGCGAGAAUUUUAAUUUCAACAGUGCAAAGAUAUACAUAAAUAAGGAAAAUAAUAAUUGUGAGUUUUAUGAUAAACACACACAAAAUCAUUAUAUCGGCAAAUAUGAAUAUAACAACAAUAUGGAUCCCGUUUUAAAGGGAUCAAAUUUUGAAAGUGACGGUAAAAAAAGAAUAGAAAAUUUAAAUUUUAUAGACAGGGUAAAUUUAUCAAAUAGGGAUGGAAAAAAUAUAGGCCCAUUAUAUUUCUCUGAAAAUAAGUUAAGUAACAUAUUUAAUAAUAAAAUAGAGAGAAGAAAACUAUUGAGUGUUAAUAAUAAUAAUAAUAUAGUAGGUAUAGACAAUAAAUUAAAAAAUAAAAAAUAUAUAAUGCCUCCUAAUGAGAAUAUAAAUAUAAUGAAUACAAAAAAGAUAAGAGAUGAAAAAAAUCGAGUAAACGAAUUAAGUAACAUAAAUAAUUAUGAAGAUUAUUAUAAAUAUAUUAGUGAUUCAAUUAAUAAUAUUCCUAUAACUAUUAAAAAUAUGAAUAUUUUAUUGGCCCUAGCUUUAUAUUUUUUAAAUUUUAAUAUAAAUAAUAAUUCAACAAAAAAUGAACUUAGUGAUGAUGUAUUAAUAAAACUUUUAAAUAAAUUUUUAUAUUGUUUAAAUUUAAAGACAUGCUUACUAAAAGAAAAAAAAUUAAAUAAUAUCGAAAACAAAUAUUACUAUAUACAAAUAAAAAAAAAUGAAAGUUUAGUUAAUGAUAAUGCCACAGAUAAUAGUAAAGAAGAAACUAAUAUUGAUGAAAAAAAAAAAAAUGAAUUAAAUCAAAAUAAAGAAAUGUCUAAUGACAAGGAUGAUACAACACCAUUUUUUACUUUUUAUAAUAAGAGAAUAAUUAGGAAUAAAAACGAGCAAAAAGAUAGCACUCAAAUCGAGAGAACUAACAAUAUAAAUUGUGAAAUAGACAAUGGAAAUAAAAAUAAAAGUAUAGAAAAAACAAACUGUUUCUAUCUUGAUGAAAAUAUGAAAAUAAUAAGCCUCGGUGAUAUUUAUAAAAUAGCUUGGUGCUUGUGUGUAUUAAAAAAAAAUUUUAUGUAUAUAGAUUUAUUGAGAAUAUUAUUUAAAGAAUCUGAGUCUAUGGUUGUGGAAAAAGAAUUAAUUUUUUGUGUUACAUAUAUUUUUAAAUAUUGUAGAAUAAUCGAGAUUGAAGAUUGUAAAAAUUAUUUAAAUAAUAAUACAGUAAUAUGUUUAGACAACAAUAAUAAUGAGAAUUUAUGUAUGUAUUUACAUUUAUUACAUAUUUGCUCAAUACAUGAUGAAGGAUUUAUAAAUAUAAAUCAUAGAAAAAAUAUUAAUAAAAUAAUUACAUAUUUUUAUGAUCAAAUAGAGAAAUUAAAUAUAUAUAUGUGUACUAAUAUAUUAUGUGCCUUAGCAAAUUUAAAUAUAAAAAAUGAUGAAUAUCCAAUUUUUUUUAAUAAAAUGUUAAAUUAUUUUAGAAAUAAUAUUAAAAAAAUGAAUAAAAGUGUAUUGCUUGUUAAUAUUGCUUGGUCUUUAUGUAUUAUUGAAGUACCCUGUUCCGGUUUCCUAAAAGAUUUAAGUGAGUAUGUUAUUAAUAUUUUACAUUAUAUUCCUUUAAGUGAGUUUAUAACUAUAUCAUGUUGUUUUAGUUGUCAAAAGGCUAUAGUUAUAAGAAAUUAUUUUCAGCACCUAAAAAGAAAUAAAGAAAUAAAUCAAGAAAAUGCAAUAAUGUCAAAUUUAUCAAAUAAUACCAUUAAUGAAUAUAAACAAUAUGAAUCUAUAAUUUAUGAAUAUUAUGAAAAAAAAAAAUUAUAUCCUCAUUAUUUUUACAAAAAACCUAUAUGUAAUUCUAUUAUUUUUAAAAUAUUGGCAUACAGUUUUUUGCAUUAUGAGCAACGGAUAGUAGAUGAAACAUCUUGUGAUGUAGGAGAUAACAUAAAUGCCUCUGCAAAUAGUUAUCACCCAUUUUUGGAUGUAAAUAAUGACAAUAGAAAAUCUGCUCGAAGUUUAAGUGUAGAAAAUAAAUCACAAAAUCUAAAUAAUAUAAAAAAUUCAAAUAUUCACAAUUCAAGGUUUAACAGUUCAAAUAUAUCUACAAAUGCUAAUAAUCCAUAUUUUAUGCAUAAUGAAGAACAAACAAGUUAUACUUCUAAACUAGUUCAUACUGAUAAUGGUCUACGAAAUGGAUAUCCACCAAAUAGUGAUAGAGACACAAGAAGUAGUACUACAAAUAAUGACGACAACAAAUGGAAUAAUAAUCUAAAAAUAAACAUACAUAAUAAUGUAAAUCAUAAUUUAAAGGGUGAAUUAGAAAAUAAUAAACACUUUUUUGUAAUAAACAAAUCAAAUGAUUGUAAAAGUGGGGGUGAAAAUAACAGUAAUAUGUAUAAAGGUAAAUAUCCUAAAAAAUUUAAUGAGAAAAAAAAAAAAUUAAAAGAAUAUUAUAAUAUAUAUGAUAGAAAUAAUAAUUAUGAAUUUUCUUUAAACUCUUUUGAAAGAAUAUUAUUCACAAAUUUAAUUGAAGAUUGUUGUAAUAAUUUCGAAAAAAUAAAUACAAUUCAUUUAAUUGAACUUUUAUAUACAUUAUGUUUAUUAAACUUAGACAAAAAAAAAAUAGUAAAAUUAGUAGAAAAGAAAAUCGAUAAAACUGCAUUUAAUGAAACAUAUGAAAAAUUAUUUAUAAAACGAAAAAAAAAAUAUAUAGAUAUAUAUAAAAAUUAUACACCUGAAGAAAUAGAUAAUGAAAAAUAUGAUUUAAUUAUUUUACAUUAUAUUUAUAAUAAAUUUUCUCAAGAAAAUGGAAUACAAAAAGGUUUAGUUGAUUCUAAUUUUUCCCUUAUACUAGACAACAUAUAUUUUCACAAGUAUAUAAAUGAUGAUACAUUUUUUAAUACUAUUAAGGGGUGUGGAAAUAUAGGGGAAAGUACUUUUAAAAAGUUGAAGAGCAUACUAAGUCCGAUUUCUUGUCGUGAAAGAGAUGACGACAUAAAUGUAGAGGAGAACGUAGGAUAUCAUAGUGAAACACAUACACAAGAAUUUAACAAAAAUUCUAUAUUUGAUAGUUAUAAAGGGAAUCAUCAGCAUGUAGACAAUCGAGAAAACGAUAAAAAUAUUUAUAACAAUAGCAUUUCUACUAAUGAAAACUGUAUAGAAAAAUAUGAAAAACAAUUACAACAACUAAAUUUAUCUGAAGGAAUAUAUUUGAAAGAUAAUAUAGAAAAUGAAUUUAUAAAUAGAGAACAUAAUAAAACACCAAAAGAAUUAACCGAAUUUAAAAAUGAUUUAAAAAAUGCAUAUGAUAUAGCUAUUGAUUAUUACAAUAAGAAAGCAAACUACAUUGAGGGGAAUAGUAUAAGUAGCAUUGUCUACCCAAACCAUAGUAAUAAUAGUAGAAAAAUAAAUGAAUGUGUAGAGGUACCAACCACAAAAGAUAAUGAAACUAUGAGCCAAGAAAUGUAUAACAAUAUAAUCACAAAAAGAAAUAUUAAAAAAAUAUUAGAUAGUCACAACCAGGAACAUGUAUUUGAAAAAAAAAAUAAUAACAAUCAAAAUGAAAGUUAUAAAAAAGAAAAUAUAGGUACAUUCAAUUUUUAUAAAUUAUUUAUUUUAUUAUUAAAAGCGUCAACACUGUCUAUGGUUUCAUUUGUGUUUAUAUUUGUGUAUAUGUCAUUGAAAUGA